AUGGCUGCUUAUUUGGCAUUUCAUAUAUGGCUGGACAGGAAUAGACGCUUGUUUGAGGGGCGAGGGUCGGCCCCGAGGUUUGUGGUGGACAGAGCUAUAACACAGGCGGCGGAGGUCUUCUCGAUUACUUCAUUGAGUUCAUCUUUACUGGCUAGGGAUAUCUGGGGUACCUCUCUUGCUGCUGCAGCGACUGGAGCUUCUGGAGGAGUGGGCUUUGUUAUCAGGGACCAGUACGAUAGGUUGAUUGCAGCUGGUGGUCGGAGCACGCCAGGAUUGACGGUUGUUGGGGCAGAGCUACGAGCUGCCUGGGAGGGUAUCCGAUACGCGAGGUGUGUGCUGGGGGCCGACAGACUAUGCAUUGAGGGAGACUCUGCUACUGUGAUUGACUGGAUACGGGGAGUGGAUAGAUAUGGUGAUGGUCAUCCCUUGAUUCGGGAUACACGCAGACUAGUUCAGGAGUUAUUAGCUGUUCGGAUUGGUCAUGUAUAUCGUGAGGUGAACCGAGCUGCAGACUGGGUCGCCUCAUAUGUUGCUCGUCAUUCCGGAGAGGUCAUCUGGACCAGCCUGGCAGCCGUUCCCCAUUUGCUGCACUGUCUUUUGUCUUCUGAUCUGGCAGGAUGUACUCAAUCUUGA
Messenger RNA from Phoenix dactylifera (date palm), 633 nucleotides. NCBI's taxonomy places the organism in Eukaryota, Viridiplantae, Streptophyta, Magnoliopsida, Arecales, Arecaceae. The record is from RefSeq and is a predicted model, not a curated record.